CCAGCCCCGGCGGCGCGCGGGGCAGAGCUUAGGUGGCAGCGGCGGCCGAGGUGGCGGCGAAAGCGGCGGCGGCAGCGGCGGCGGCGGCCGCUGCAGCCUCACACUCAGUCGCCAAGCUGGAGGAGCGACGGAAGCCCGACCCUAGGAGGAUGGAGGAUGAAGCUGUCCUGGACAGAGGGGCUUCCUUCCUCAAACAUGUGUGUGAUGAAGAAGAAGUAGAAGGUCACCACACCAUCUACAUUGGGGUCCAUGUGCCCAAGAGCUACCGGAGAAGAAGACGUCACAAGAGAAAGGCAGGGCACAAGGAAAAGAAGGAAAAGGAAAGAAUCUCUGAGAACUACUCAGACAAAUCAGAUGUGGAAAAUGCAGAUGAAUCCAGCAGCAGCAUCCUCAAGCCACUCAUCUCCCCUGCCGCAGAACGCAUCCGAUUCAUCUUGGGAGAGGAAGAUGACAGCCCAGCACCUCCUCAGCUCUUCACUGAACUCGAUGAGCUGCUGGCUGUGGAUGGCCAGGAGAUGGAGUGGAAGGAGACAGCGAGGUGGAUUAAGUUUGAAGAAAAAGUGGAGCAGGGUGGGGAGCGAUGGAGCAAACCCCAUGUGGCCACCUUGUCCCUGCACAGCUUGUUUGAGCUGAGGACAUGUAUGGAGAAAGGAUCUAUCAUGCUUGACCGGGAGGCGUCCUCUCUUCCCCAGCUGGUGGAGAUGAUCGCUGACCACCAGAUCGAGACAGGCCUGUUGAAACCUGACCUUAAGGAUAAGGUCACAUACACUUUGCUCCGGAAACACCGACAUCAAACCAAGAAAUCCAACCUUCGGUCCCUGGCUGACAUUGGCAAGACUGUCUCCAGUGCAAGUAGGAUGUUUACCAGUCCAGAUAAUGCCCGCAGCCCGCUUGAGAACUCAGUGCCCUGCCUAGCAAAUCGCACCUUGGACGAUGACCCCCGAGUGCGGCGCACUCCCAGCGUGGGAUGGCUCAGUAGCCCAGCCAUGACCCAUAGGAAUCUGACAUCCUCCAGUCUGAAUGACAUUUCUGAUAAACCAGAGAAAGACCAGCUGAAGAAUAAAUUUAUGAAAAAACUGCCACGUGAUGCAGAAGCUUCCAACGUGCUCGUUGGGGAGGUUGACUUCUUGGAUACUCCGUUCAUUGCCUUUGUUAGGCUCCAGCAGGCUGUCAUGCUGGGGGCCCUGACUGAGGUCCCUGUGCCCACAAGGUUCCUGUUUAUUCUCUUAGGUCCCAAGGGGAAAGCCAAGUCCUACCAUGAGAUUGGGAGAGCCAUUGCCACCUUGAUGUCCGAUGAGGUGUUCCAUGACAUCGCUUACAAAGCAAAAGAUAGGCACGACCUGAUUGCUGGCAUUGAUGAGUUCCUGGAUGAAGUAAUUGUCCUUCCACCUGGGGAAUGGGACCCAGCAAUCAGGAUAGAGCCUCCAAAGAGUCUCCCGUCAUCUGACAAGAGAAAGAAUAUGUAUUCAGGUGCAGAGAACGUGCAGAUGAAUGGGGACACACCUCAUGACGGAGGGCACGGAGCCGGAGGGCACGGUGACUGUGAAGAACUCCAGAGGACUGGCCGGUUCUGCGGUGGAUUGAUUAAGGACAUCAAGAGGAAAGCACCCUUUUUUGCCAGCGACUUUUAUGAUGCUUUGAACAUCCAGGCUCUUUCGGCAAUCCUCUUCAUUUAUCUGGCAACGGUGACCAACGCCAUCACUUUCGGAGGACUGCUCGGGGAUGCCACCGACAACAUGCAGGGUGUACUGGAGAGUUUCCUGGGCACUGCUGUCUCGGGAGCCAUCUUUUGCCUUUUUGCUGGUCAACCGCUCACCAUCUUGAGCAGCACGGGACCUGUUUUGGUGUUUGAGAGACUUCUGUUUAAUUUCAGCAAGGACCAUAAUUUUGACUACUUGGAGUUUCGUCUUUGGAUUGGCCUGUGGUCGGCCUUCAUGUGUCUCAUUCUCGUGGCCACCGACGCCAGCUUCCUGGUUCAGUAUUUCACUCGUUUCACGGAAGAAGGCUUCUCCUCUCUGAUCAGCUUCAUCUUCAUCUAUGACGCUUUCAAGAAGAUGAUCAAGCUGGCAGAUUACUACCCUAUCAACUCUGACUUCAGAGUGGGCUACAACACUCACUUCUCGUGUGCUUGCCUGCCGCCCAGCCCAGUUAAUCUCUCAGUAUCUAAUGAUACCACAGUAGCCCCAGAGGACCUGCCAACUGUUUCUUCCACUGACAUGUACCAUAAUGCUACCUUUGACUGGGCCUAUUUGUCGAAGAAGGAGUGUUUGAAGUAUGGAGGACAGCUCGUGGGGAACAAUUGUGACUUUGUCCCCGAUAUCACACUCAUGUCGUUCAUCCUGUUCCUGGGCACUUACACCUCUUCUAUGGCUAUGAAAAAAUUCAAAACCAGUCGUUAUUUUCCAACCACAGCAAGAAAACUGAUCAGUGAUUUUGCCAUUAUUUUAUCCAUUCUCAUAUUCUGUGUAAUAGAUGCCCUAGUAGGUGUGGACACCCCAAAACUAAUUGUGCCAAGCGAGUUCAAGCCAACAAGUCCUAACCGAGGUUGGUUUGUCCCACCAUUUGGAGGGAACCCCUGGUGGGUGUGCCUUGCUGCUGCUAUUCCGGCUCUCUUAGUUACCAUUCUGAUUUUCAUGGACCAGCAAAUCACGGCUGUGAUUGUGAACAGGAAAGAGCACAAGCUCAAGAAGGGAGCCGGGUAUCACCUGGAUCUGUUUUGGGUCGCCAUCCUCAUGGUGGUUUGCUCCUUCAUGGCUCUUCCCUGGUACGUGGCUGCUACUGUCAUCUCCAUUGCUCACAUCGACAGUCUGAAGAUGGAGACAGAGACCUCUGCGCCUGGAGAACAACCAAAGUUUCUGGGAGUGAGGGAACAAAGAGUCACCGGAACCCUGGUGUUUAUUCUGACUGGCCUGUCAGUCUUCAUGGCUCCCAUCUUGAAGUUUAUCCCCAUGCCUGUUCUGUAUGGCGUGUUCCUGUAUAUGGGGGUGGCCUCACUGAAUGGUGUACAGUUCAUGGACCGCCUCAAGCUGCUUCUGAUGCCCCUGAAGCAUCAGCCUGACUUCAUCUACCUGCGCCACGUCCCCCUGCGCCGAGUCCACCUGUUCACCUUCCUGCAGGUGUUAUGCCUGGCUCUGCUCUGGAUCCUCAAGUCAACAGUGGCUGCUAUCAUUUUUCCAGUCAUGAUCCUGGCACUUGUAGCUGUCAGAAAAGGUAUGGACUACCUCUUCUCCCAGCAUGACCUCAGCUUCCUUGAUGACGUCAUUCCAGAAAAGGACAAGAAAAAGAAGGAAGAUGAAAAGAAAAAGAAAAAGAAGAAAGGAAGUUUGGAUAGUGACAAUGAUGAUGAGAAAGAUCCUCAACAUUCCUCGAACGGCACACGUCAUGCUGAUGCAGUCUCUUUCCUCGAGUCGCUGGGUAUACCAAGUCCUCCUAGAACUCCAGUGAAAGUUGUGCCUCAAAUUAGAAUUGAACUUGAGCCUGAAGCCAACGAUUAUCUUUGGAGGAGCAAGGGAACAGAAACCACAUUGUAACCUGUUUGUCUUUCUAAAAACUGAUAGUUCUGUUGUUAAUUGUUCUAACCCCCCCCCCCUUUUGUCUAUGUAUUUUAAAACUUUUGUUUGGUCACU
This is a messenger RNA of Acomys russatus (golden spiny mouse), 3626 nucleotides long. It is a transcript of the gene Slc4a4, whose product is annotated as solute carrier family 4 member 4. Gene Ontology annotation, molecular function: sodium:bicarbonate symporter activity; solute:inorganic anion antiporter activity; monoatomic anion transmembrane transporter activity. NCBI's taxonomy places the organism in Eukaryota, Metazoa, Chordata, Mammalia, Rodentia, Muridae. The coding region runs from base 150 to 3530 and encodes 1126 amino acids. Gene Ontology annotation, cellular component: plasma membrane; basolateral plasma membrane. The transcript has 26 exons. The record is from RefSeq and is a predicted model, not a curated record. Gene Ontology annotation, biological process: transmembrane transport; regulation of intracellular pH; bicarbonate transport.